Sarcophilus harrisii (Tasmanian devil) is the source of this 3082-nucleotide messenger RNA. RefSeq names its product integrin subunit beta like 1 (gene ITGBL1). Bases 261 to 1745 code for a protein of 494 amino acids. The transcript has 11 exons. Gene Ontology annotation, cellular component: cell surface; integrin complex; focal adhesion. NCBI's taxonomy places the organism in Eukaryota, Metazoa, Chordata, Mammalia, Dasyuromorphia, Dasyuridae. Gene Ontology annotation, molecular function: integrin binding. Gene Ontology annotation, biological process: cell adhesion mediated by integrin; cell-matrix adhesion; integrin-mediated signaling pathway. The record is from RefSeq and is a predicted model, not a curated record.
GGGUUUGGCACCAACAUCCCGCCCAGAGGAGUGCGGCUGCUGCCCAAAUCCUUCCAGGCAGCUAAUCAAAGGCACUUGUAGCACGGAGAAGAGCUUUAAGUCCAUUUUGGCCAGCUCUGGCAGUUUCAAACCAACGUGUCUGGCUGUCUAUCUGUUCUUCUGUCUGUCUAUUUGCUUGCCUGGCUGCUGGAGACUUUGCCUGUGUCACCCCUACCUUGCAGAAGGGCAGACCUGUUCCUCACAACUUGGGAUAUCUCAUCAUGCACACGACGAGUCUCAGCAAAUUCUUACUGCUGGCUUCAUCCCUUUUCUUCACUGUGUCAUCAGCUGUUCCCCAAGGUUUUUCACCAUCCCUGAGGAGCGGGCCAGGAGCUACUUGUAGGUUGUCCCGGGCAGAGGCAGAACGCAGGUGCCGAGCACCAGGACAACCACCCGGGAGCCAGCUGUGCAAUGGCCGAGGCCGCUGUGAUUGUGGAGUCUGCAUCUGCCACGUGACAGAACCUGGCAUGUACUUGGGGCCUCUCUGUGAGUGCCACGAAUGGGUGUGUGAAACCUACGAUGGGGAGACCUGUGCAGGCCAUGGAAAGUGUGACUGUGGCAAAUGUAAGUGUGAUGAAGGAUGGUAUGGUGAAGCUUGCCAAUACCCAACUAAUUGCAAUCUUACAAAGAAAAAAAGCAAUCAGAUGUGUAAGAAUUCUCAAGAUACCAUCUGUUCUAAUGCAGGUACAUGUCACUGUGGCAGAUGUAAGUGUGAUAAUUCAGAAGGAAAUGGACUAGUUUAUGGGAAAUUUUGUGAGUGUGAUGACCGAGAAUGCAUAGAUGAUGAAACAGAAGAAAUGUGUGGAGGCCAUGGAAAGUGUUACUGUGGAAACUGUUACUGUGAGGCUGGUUGGCAUGGAGAUAAAUGUGAAUUCCAGUGUGACAUCACCCCCUGGGAGAGCAAGAGAAGAUGUACAUCUCCAGAUGGCAAAAUCUGCAGUAACAGAGGAACAUGUGUGUGUGGCGAAUGUUCUUGCCAUGAUGUAGAUCCAACAGGAGACUGGGGAGACAUUCAUGGAGACACCUGUGAAUGCGAUGAAAGAAAUUGUAGAUCAGUCUAUGAUAGGUAUUCUGAUGACUUCUGUUCAGGUCAUGGGCAGUGUAACUGUGGAAGAUGUGACUGCAAAGUAGGCUGGUCUGGGAAAAAAUGUGAGCAUCCCCUUUCCUGCCCAUUGUCUGCUGAGGAUAGCAUCAAGAAGUGCCAAGGAAGUUCCAAUUUGCCCUGCUCUGGAAGAGGCAAAUGUGAAUGUGGUCAGUGUACCUGCUAUCCUCCAGGAGAUAGCAGAGUUUAUGGCAAAACCUGUGAAUGUGAUGAUCGGAAGUGUGAAGACUUGGAUGGGACAGUCUGUGGAGUCCAUGGUAAAUGUUCCUGUGGUCGCUGCAUUUGUGAGAGAGGGUGGUUUGGAAAACUCUGCCAAUAUUCAAGAAAAUGCAACAUAACUGAAGAAGAAAGCAAAAGUUUGUGUGAAUCAGCAGAUGGCAUAUUGUGCUCAGGGAAGGGCUCUUGUCACUGUGGGAAGUGCAUCUGUUCUUCUCAGGAAUGGUACAUUUCAGGGGAAUUCUGCGAAUGUGACGACAGAGACUGCGACAAGCACGAUGGCCUCAUUUGCACAGGCAAUGGAAUAUGUAGCUGUGGAAACUGUGAAUGCUGGGAUGGAUGGAAUGGAAAUGCUUGUGAAAUCUGGCUUGGGGCAGAAUAUCCUUAACAAUUACAUGACAAAGGACUAAGUUCUUUUUUUUUAGGCCAUUAGAACACAUAAAUGCACAGCAAACAGCAUAUAAUCACCACUAGGGCUACUCAAGCAAACUAUUGUAUGUUUUUUUCUAUUUCUGAAUGCCGGAGUAAAAUCUGGAUACCUAUUAAAAAUAAGUCUAAGCAGUUUGUGAUGGAAAUAGUACAAGAAAGGACUUGCUUACGUAAUUUGCACAGUUGUCAGCUCUAUACAUCAUCACACAAUGAAAACCACAUUAAGCCUAAUGAGGCAGAGAACUCACCUAUGAAAUUGCAAAGUUAUUGAUCAGACACAGACUAUACCAUGUCCUAAUCUGAACCUCUAAAUGUGGAUGAUAGAAAAGUCAAUGCCAUAGUACAUCCAGUUUGUAGCAAGUGCUCACAGUGACUACAAAAUGCAAUCAUUCCCUUUCAAAAUCGAUCACUUUCAACCUUUAAACUUGUUUAAUUUUCACAUUGCAGAACUCAAAAAGUUCAUGUAAAGAAACCCUUAAGAUGCAGAGAGUAAUUUAAAAAAAUGUACAAUUUACAAAUUUUUAAUAAAUAAUGUCAUGUUAUUAUUCUAAUUGUGAAUAUGGACUAUCUGUUGAUCAUUAAAAAACAGAAAUAAUUAUGUAUUGCUAAAUUUGGAAAUAAUCUGAUUAAUAAUAGUCAGCAUUUAUAUAGUAUUUUAAGAAUUGUAAAGUACUUUGGAAAUGGCCAAAGGGUCAGUAUAUGUAGAGAAAUUUUCUCAAUAUGUAAAUUUCUUGUUAGUAAGUUAAGGCAUUUAGAGGACUCUGACUAGAUGUCCUUGUGGUUUAAAUGACUUCUUAUAUGCCUUUGAUGGCCAGUAUUUAGUUACUAGGAAAACAAUCAUUAGAAAAUAUAAUUUGGAGAUAUAUUGUAAUCCAAUGUAACAAAGCUUUGAUAAGGGCAACAUAAAGGACCAAUACAGUUUUGAAUAGCAAAUACAGAUAGUUGUAUUGGUAUGAGCAAAAUAUUAUUUCAUCUCGAUGAAAUGUUGGUAUGAAAUUCCCAUUGAAUUAUGAAAAUACACAAUUAUUGAGACAUCCCUAAUUUAUUUACCAUUAAAUCUGAUUAUGCACGUCAAUAUUGGCAACUUUUCUAAAAUUUAAGGGCAAAAAUGUUAAUAUGCAUGUUCUACUGAAAUUGCUUAAAUUUGGCAAAGUAAAUUGGUAGAAUUGUAGUAGAAUUUAAGGAGUUAUUUUAAUAUUUUGAAAUCUGCCCAUUUAAGUUGCAAAUUCCAAUGUCCAAAAUAGACAUUUUUGAAUGAUGAUCUAUGCUUUUGAAGUGGUUAACAUUAAAACUUAG